Messenger RNA from Stylonychia lemnae, 1206 nucleotides. NCBI's taxonomy places the organism in Eukaryota, Ciliophora, Spirotrichea, Sporadotrichida, Oxytrichidae. The record is from the annotation of a GenBank genome assembly.
AUGACACCAUCUCCAUCGAGAUCAUAAGAAAUAUUUGAAGAUAAUUAGUCAUUUUUGACAAGUUCUGAUCAAGAAAUAUACGAUUAUCACUCAGACCAAUCAAAUUUGUGUGUUGAGUAUUUAUUGACCAAAGCAUUUGAUAGAAAAUACUAGGAUGAAGAUGGACUUUUUGAUAAUUUGCUGACUUUAGGAGUAUCCAUUUUCAUAUACCCCUUCUGUCUUUUAAAAGAAUUCCACAAAAUCAGAGUAAAAUUAACCUCUCAGAUAAUUAUUUAGUCAGAUCAUUGGAAAUUUCAUUUGUUUGACGAUUGGUAUGAGAAUAAAGUAGAAUCUGAUUUUUUCAAGAAAACAAGCUUGAUGAAUUCUGUCCCUGAGUUCUGCUUUACAUUUCACUUUGAGAUAUUCUUCUUGAUUGUUCACCAAUAUACAAGAGUCAAAAGGAGGAUUUAAAACGCUAAGAUCGUUUCAAUAACAACUAAUUUAAUAAUUUUAGGUUAUAGCGUUGCAUACUCUGUAUUGUGCUUAAGUUCUAGUAUUGUAUUCAAAGAUUUUAGAGAGACAGUAGAUGAUACAAAUGAAACCGUUAAAGCAAAUGGGUAUUUGGUAAAUGGAAUGAUUGUGGUAGUAACUCUACUUUAAAUACCAUUUAAAUUCUUUGUGUCCAAGGAGUUUUUGUUUAUUAUGUAUGAUGAGCUGAGAAAUUGUGGAUUGUCUAAUAAAGUGGACUAAAUGCAGAAGAAAGUUUAUGGAAAUCUUGGUUACACUUAGCAGUCAAUCAGAUAAAUCUCAGCUUAGCAUUAUCAAAUUGUGAGGGAACCAUAUUUAAAACUUUCAAAGAAGGAAUACUACAUCUUAACAACUUCUAUAUUUUUAAUUGAUUGUGUCCUUGUUGGCAUCUUAAAAUCGGACUUGAGAGAUUAAUAUGGUGGUUCUGGAAGAUUUAUAUAGUACAUGACAAAUGUCACAUCUGCAAUUAUUUAACCACUUGUAGUUUACUGUUGCAGUGGAUACUUUUAUUAUAAGGCUUGUCUGAAAUUUGAGAUAAAGUAAGUUUCUAAUUCAGACUUUAUAUAACUUUUUAGCAAGAAAAUGAGAUUAUUUGCUCUUGGUUUUGCAUAUUUAGGACUAGUUUUAGCUAUAUAUUACACUUUUAUUGUUGUAUUCAAUAUAUCCUCUGAUGGACAUGGCAGUUUAGAACCAAUUUGA